CGCGAAUCGCAACUUUGCGAUUCGCGUCCGUAUCCGUCCGCAUCCGUACGUAACCUAUGGGACCGGGGCCUUUGAGAUAGGAGACUUGGUAUUUGGGAAUUGGAGAUUUUAAGAAAAAGCAUACUCUACAGUGUACUGCUGUCGGCAUCGGCAGUGUCGGCAUUCGGGUAUAUAAGUUGUUUUGUUUUUUCUGCAAUAUUGAUCAUAAGAUUUAUUAGAAUGCUUGGUAUUAUAGUUGGUGUGUCAAGGUUACAUAUCAGAACAACAGCAAUUUAUGAAAGUUUUAGAGUUGCAAAAAUAUUCAAACAAUCUGUUUUUCAAGAAUUUUCACAUUGGCGUAUUGGCCUGCAUAAAAUAGAAACUCGUAAUCAUAGCAAUUGGAGGACAUUUGGACCAAAGAAAUGGAGAACAAAUCAUACCCAUGGACAGGCUUGCUGCAAUCGACAGAUUUUAUCCACUCCGUGUAGCAUUUUUCAAUAUUUUAGAAGUACAACUACAAAUCCAACAGAUUUCAAUAUUAAGGUUAAAAAUAAUGUGAUGUUAUACAGAUUUGAAAAGCCAUAUAUGUUUAAAUUAGCUACAGUAUUUGCAGUUUUUGCAUUCGUUGGAUGUUUUGCAAUGGCAGACAUUGUUUACAAGGUGUUAUGUAAAGAUCUUUGGAAUUCAGAAAAAGCUUUGCGAACUAGAUUAAUAGAACACCUACUACCAAUUUCUGCUGUCAUCACAGGUGUUGCAGGAGGGCCAAUUAUUGCUGGAUUUAUUACCUUUCUGACAAUAAAAUCAGUUAAAUAUAUUAUUCUUCGUAAGGGAGGUCAGGAUAUUACACUAGUAACUUAUCAUCCCUUUAAAAGCGAAGUGGUGCAUACUAUGCCACUGAUAAAAGUGAGCUCUUUAACAACAAGAGAUGGAUUAAAAUCGUAUAUACCGAUAAAAGUUAAGGGAUAUAGAUAUAACUUUAUGUGUGAUAAAAAUGGGCAUUUUGUAAAUCCCGAACUAUUUGAUAAUACUGUAGGUAUACAAAGAUUUAAAUAGAAAAUGUAAGAUUUUUUAAACUACGUACACUUGAUAUCAGAUCAAUGUAAAUAAAUUCU
Messenger RNA from Phymastichus coffea, 1091 nucleotides. RefSeq names its product transmembrane protein 223. The coding region runs from base 220 to 1032 and encodes 270 amino acids. The record is from RefSeq and is a predicted model, not a curated record. Gene Ontology annotation, biological process: nervous system development. Gene Ontology annotation, cellular component: mitochondrion. Lineage: Eukaryota; Metazoa; Arthropoda; Insecta; Hymenoptera; Eulophidae. The transcript has 6 exons.